Molecule: messenger RNA, 603 nt
Organism: Parastagonospora nodorum SN15
Lineage: Eukaryota; Fungi; Ascomycota; Dothideomycetes; Pleosporales; Phaeosphaeriaceae
Exons: 2
Coding region: 1-603 (200 amino acids)
Source: RefSeq, a predicted model, not a curated record
AUGUGUAGUCUCCUCAGACAGGGCGCCUCACUUGCUCGGUCAUCGCCCGAAGAUACUGCCGCCGUCGAGGCUCCUGAGCCUAAAGCCAUCAUUAUUUCAGGACCAAGUCAGGAUCAAGAUCCAUCGAACUCGAUCACCAACUGUAGCAUUACAUACCGGUACUUGCCUCGGAGCUUUGCGCGUGUUGGAGGCGCAGCUCUCCAAAGAAUCUCCGAAUGCCAACUGGCAACCCCAGAGUCGUUGGACGCGUAUGCUAUACCAGCCAAGCAGAACUCGUGCUGCAUCUACCUCUGUAAAGCGCACGCGAGCGCUGCAAGCUGGAUGUUGUGCGCCUCGGACAUGCAUAUGCAGGCGUAUUUGACAGCCGACGAACGGGGGCCGCAAUCAGGCAACAGCAAAGAGUUCUGUGAGGGGCAUGGCCAUCUCACUCCAUCUCCAGAACGUCGAACACCACCAGCUAGUCCGCAGGAACUGCGACAACGAUGCAAGCUUCCGUCACCUACAAUCCCAUGUCUUCUGGAGGACAUGUUCCUGUAUCGCAAUUGUCAUCCCCUCUCUUCAGGCUACCAGCUGAAUUACGCGUCGCGAUCUUCGAAUGCUUAG